AUCCAAGUUUUUUCUAUUAUCUUUCGAUUAUUAUAUCUGUUUUCUCUUUCUAUCUCUCUUUCAUCAAAAAGAAGUUAUCUGUUACUUGUCCUACAUCAUUACUCCUCACCUGAUAGUUGCCAUUUUAGUAGACAUCUUAGGGAAAUUUAACAUGGUUCAGUGUUAGGAUAUGUGUAAACCCAAAAAGGGAUAGAAUUGUUUGAACUAUUAUUAUCUUUGAUAAUCUUAUUUAAAGUAACAACAGGAGGUGCAAGGAAUUUGUGGAGGGGUUGGGAGUGAAUUCUGCUAGCCAGCAGGGCUCAUGGCAACUUGAUUUAGCACAACAUUUGUAAACGAUUUUAAUGUUUCAUAAAUGUAAUUUUUUUUGUAGUUUAGUUGUGCACAUCAAGCAUAAAAACUUAAUUCAAGAUCAAUAUUAUUUAACUGAUGUUUCAUCAUUUUAAGAGUUUUGAUAUUUUUAAUUAUGUAAUUGUUUCCUAUUGACGUCCCUCUACCUACCUAGCAGACAUCACUAGCAGGAUCAACCAUUAAUGGUACUCCACUAGAAAUUAAGAGUCUUCAUUGGAAUUUCUUGUUCGAUCAUAUAUACAGAAAGGGCCUUCUAAGGACUGUAUUUACUUUUUAUUAAUACUAAUCAUGAACCUUCUACUCAUUCAUUACAUGCUUAGCGGGACUAAUGCAUCAAAGGAGGUCCCCGUUAAUCCCAUCUCUAGCAUCUCUUUUUUUUUUUUUUUUUUUUGUCAGAGUAAAAGAACCAAGUAGUGUUCGAUCAAACAGAGCAUAAUCAUUUUCAUUCUUUGUAUGGAAAAAACAGUCAUCCUUAAUAAUAUGCAUGUGUUAUAUGUUUAAGAUCUGGAAAUGUACCAUAUCCUUAGGACUAGAUGUAUGUAUUUUAGUUCUUCCUCCAUGCUUGACUUAAGUGACAUAGUAGUAGAAACUAGAAAGAACUAGUCGUCAAUGAUGUUGUCGUAUAUCAACCUCUCCUGUGGUUUAAUCAAACAACAGCAUUAGAACACAUUCAUUAGUUGGUAAUUAGUGAUUGUCAUCAAUAGGUUAAAAUGUAUCACAUGAUGGUAAUUAGUUGAUUUUUUUUUUCCUAUUUGCCAUGAGGCCAGCUUAUUGACUUUAUUAGAUGAGAAAAAUUAACUAAAUACCUGGUUCUUUUUGUUUCCUUGGGAAUCAUUUCUAAUCUUUCAUUCAACUUCAGCCUUUAAAACUUUUUAGGAACUUAGAAUACUGGUGAACAAGAAAUAAGCUAGCAUUACAAAUAAUUGUAAAGUCCUAUUAAUUGAACUUUCUUAAUUCAAGACUAAGCCACCUUCUUUUCACUAGGAGAAGAGAAUUUUCAUCAGAUGCCAUGUUUCUUCCUGAUGUAUACCUUGAAUUUAAUUUAUUUAUUUUUUUCUGUUUUAUUCCAGAUUUCGAAGAUGUGUUGCAUUGUCAAUUACUAUUACUUGUUUCAAGCUAUUUUGCAAGCAAUCUCAUGGCUGGCAAUUGCUACAUUACCUGGGACAUCGCUUUCUAUUGCCAUGCUCACUCUCUUUCUCCUCCUUGGGAACCUUGGUGCCUCUAUAGCAGAGGUUGCCAAUGAUGCCAUUGUUGUGGAGGCUGGGAAGCAAUUACAUUCUCCAUCACAAUCAGGCCAACUUCAGUCCUUUGCAUGGAUGUUGGCUUCUCUUGGGGGCAUCCUUGGAAACAUCCUUGGUGGCAUAGCCAUCAAGGAGCUCUCUCCCAAAACUAUGUUCCUGAUCUUUGUAGUCCUCCUGGUUCUCCAAUUCUUCAUGACCAUCACUGUUUCUGAGAGCUCCCUUAACCUUCCCAAAAAGAUGAACCAUUCAUCAAGAUUCUCUAGCAUCUCAAAACAGAUAUCUGAGUUACAUGUUGCUCUUUGCAAUUCUGAGAUCAGCCGUUUGAUUGCGUGGUUCUCAACAUCUUAUGCUAUGAUUCCACUGCUGAAUGGCACCAUGUUCUUCUACCAAACCCAGCACCUAAAUCUUGACUCUUCAAUCAUCGGCUUCUCCAAAGUCUUUGGCCAAGUAGCAUUACUUGUUUGGAGUGUAGCCUACAACAAGCAGUUCAGGAAGUUUCCUGCAAAAAGAAUUUUAUGGGCAUUGCAGGUUGCAAUCGCCCUGUUUAUGGUAUCUGAUGUCUUGUUUGUAAAAGGAAUUUACCGAGAUAUCAGGAUUGCGGACUCCAUGUACGUGGUAAUCAUCUCAGGACUGCAAGAAUCUCUGUUCCAGUUCAAGAUUCUCCCUUUUAGUGUUCUCAUGGCACAGAUCUGUCCAUCUGGGUGUGAGGGGUCAGUCAUGGCAUUUUCAAUGUCAGCGGUGGCACUUGCAACUAUUAUCAGUGGUUAUCUUGGAGUGGCACUUGCCAUGUCUGUAGGUGUAUCUGGUGCUGACUUCUCGGGGUUUUCAGUAGGCAUCUUGAUACAGGCAGCUUGCACCGUGCUGCCUCUCUGUUGGGCAUCGUGGAUCCCAGAUGGCAGCAGGCCUGUCAAGAAAGAAGAGUAGGCUGUGUAAACAUUUAAUGCAUUCCUUCCUAUUCUUUUGGGAUGUCCUUCCGUGGAAGUUUAUUUACAUCAUAGAACAGAGGAUGCAAGCUAGAGGCCAAUGCUGGAAGCUCAUCUUAUUUUGUGCUUGAGGCCCUCGUGCUAUGAUUCCCCUGACCUGUCUCAAGGCUGGAAAACUCUCAAUUCUGUGAACGUGAACGUGUGUUGAUGUGAAUUAAAGCUUGUUUAUGGGAAAAUUACUGGUUGACAGUUGUGAAGAUAGUAUUUGAGGAGGUGCAUAAAUGACAACUUUCUUGGUGCAAAGAGGUUUUUGUCAAGACGUUUUUUGGUGAACCAACAAAUGUUACUACUUUGAUCAGUUCUAUCAUCUCAGCUAAACAUCGAUGAGGUAUGUUAAUUGCUAACGGAUCCAUCAGCACUUGCUCGCCGAGUUUCCUGCAGCGACAUAUGGUUCACAGCUACUAUGUGUGGGAUCUUCCAUCACCGACGAAGGGAAUUGUGCAUCUUAAUUCUCUUUUAUUAUGAUACCUUAUAUUGUAAGAAAAGUGAAUCCUGUUUGGCCAUUACGACCAUCUUCUCGUGACAGAGAAGUUUGUGCUCGAGUUAUAAAUGCCACAACGAGUGAAAUACUACGUGCCUC
Musa acuminata AAA Group (dessert banana) is the source of this 3152-nucleotide messenger RNA. RefSeq names its product probable folate-biopterin transporter 7. The record is from RefSeq and is a predicted model, not a curated record. Gene Ontology annotation, cellular component: membrane. NCBI's taxonomy places the organism in Eukaryota, Viridiplantae, Streptophyta, Magnoliopsida, Zingiberales, Musaceae. The transcript has 2 exons. The coding region runs from base 1353 to 2513 and encodes 386 amino acids.